AUGAGAUGGAACACCGGUGGUGUCAAUUAUUGUUACUUAUUAAGUAGUCAAGAUAAAUUAAACUCAUGGCUUAUUGAUCCUGCAGAAUCUGACGAAGUCAUCCCUAAUUUGACAUCAAGUGAAAGACAAUCUAUCAAGGCAAUUGUAAACACACAUCAUCAUUAUGAUCAUUCUGAUGGGAAUAUGUCCAUGAUUAAUGAGUUGAAACAAGAGGGGAAGCGUUUCGUAGUGAAGAUUGUUGCAGGUUCUAAAUCCUCCCCGGACGCGACUGAAUUGCCUGAACAUUUACAACAUUAUAAAUUGGGUAAUUUGGAUAUCACUUGCAUUAGAACCCCUUGUCAUACAGUUGAUUCUAUUUGCUAUCAUGUUAAAGAUCCAGAAACUAAUGAGCAAUGUAUCUUUACUGGUGAUACACUUUUCAUUGGAGGUUGUGGAAGGUUUUUCGAGGGGAAUGGUGUACAAAUGGAUGAAGCUCUUAAUGAAAGGAUUAUUCAUGGCGUUGGAGAACCAAAUUGGAACUUGACAAGAGUUUAUCCUGGUCAUGAAUAUACAAAGAGUAAUGUCAAAUUUAUUAGGGAAUACGUUUAUCAAGAAUUAGGUGAAAAUGAAGCGUUGGAUAAUUUAGAGAAAUAUGCUGAUAAACAUGAAAUGACUUGUGGUGAAUUCACCAUCGACGAUGAAUUAAAAUAUAACCCAUUUAUGAGAUUGGAUGAUCCAUUAGUUAGAAAAGCUGUAGGUGAUGACGAUUCAUCAUGGAAGAGAAGUAAAGUAAUGGAAACAUUAAGGAAAUUGAAAAACUCAAUGUAA
Molecule: messenger RNA, 807 nt
Organism: Naumovozyma dairenensis CBS 421
Lineage: Eukaryota; Fungi; Ascomycota; Saccharomycetes; Saccharomycetales; Saccharomycetaceae
Gene: GLO4
Product: hydroxyacylglutathione hydrolase GLO4
Exons: 1
Coding region: 1-807 (268 amino acids)
Molecular function (GO): hydroxyacylglutathione hydrolase activity
Source: RefSeq, a predicted model, not a curated record